Leptinotarsa decemlineata (Colorado potato beetle) is the source of this 2094-nucleotide messenger RNA. Its product is annotated as dual specificity protein kinase CLK2-like. The record is from RefSeq and is a predicted model, not a curated record. Lineage: Eukaryota; Metazoa; Arthropoda; Insecta; Coleoptera; Chrysomelidae.
UCUGUGGCUUCAAGGUAAAACUUUAUGCCUUACGCUUCGCAUCUUAUAUCUUAUGUUUGUAGUUUCGUGAAAAAAAGGAAGUUGUUUGUGGUAGCAAAAUAACAAAUGUGAAGUUUUGUUCCUGAUUUAUUUCAUAACGUUUGUUUCCUGUAAGACAGUACGUAAAUGGAAGUAUGAAAAAGUUCUGGAAUUCUGAAAAUACCAGGUCCCACUUGAACCAUACCAUUUAAAACAUUUGUAUCGCCUUUAUCAGUGCCACCCAGGAAAUCAUGUUUGUGACUGGUGCUAAUUGAGGAAAAAAUAAGUUAACCUACUUUCUCAAAAGAAUGGUAUACAUUUGUACCCUUCAGGAAGGUUAAAAUAUUUUUACUUUUUGAUUUUUUUUGUAAAGAUCAUCGAAUUUCGCUACCAACCAAUAAAUUUGGUUGGUUCAAUGUUCGGUUUGUCAGUAGCCUCAGAAUUAUUUCAAGAAUCCACUGAGAGAACUUGGCACUGUAUUUCACAUUUCUUGCACUCAAUUUGGAAUACGCUGAACCAUAUUAGACAUCCUACCAUGCCCAAAAUUAGAAAGAGGCAUCAUUCAGAAUCCAAAUCUAGAUCACGAUCAUAUGAUCGCAGCUAUGUGCAAGAUAAUAAGCGAAAGAGAAACGACUCCACUGAAAGGGAACGAGAUGGCAAAAGAAAAGUAGAUUUGUAUGAUAGCCCUUCUCAUAAAAGAUCUGUAAGUAGCCAGAGGGCCCACAGAUCUCGUCAGUAUGAACGAGGUUCUAGUGCAGAAAGAAGAUAUAAGAGAAGUCAUCGAAGGUCACCUACUUCUAAGAAGAACCGCCAUCAUCAUGAUGGUACCUCCAAAAAAAAACAUUCCCGAAGAUCUUAUUCUUCUGAACAGCAAAGUUCCCAUGCCCCUUCAGUAGAAGAUGAUGAUGAAGGUCACCUCAUUUACAAAACAGGAGAUAUAAUACAAGAUAGAUAUAAAAUAUAUGGUACCCUUGGAGAGGGUACUUUUGGAAAAGUGGUUAAAGUUAGAGAUUUGGAGAUGGACCAUUGUAUGGCAUUGAAAAUUAUCAAAAAUGUAGAGAAAUACAGAGAAGCUGCCAAACUAGAAAUUAAUGUUCUUGAAAAAUUAGCAGAUAAAGAUCCUGAUUGCAUACAUUUAUGUGUAAAGAUGCUAGAUUGGUUUGAUUAUCAUGGACAUAUGUGCAUUGCUUUUGAAAUGUUGGGACUGAGUGUUUUUGAUUUUUUGAAAGAAAAUAAUUACCAACCUUAUCCAUUGGAACAAGUGCAGCACAUAGGUUAUCAAUUAUGCUUUUCUGUCAAGUUUUUGCAUGAUAAUAAAUUAACCCAUACUGAUCUCAAACCUGAAAAUAUUCUUUUUGUUGAUUCUGAUUAUGAAGUAAUUCAUAAUAGUAAGAAACGAAAAGAAAUCAAAAGAGUGAAAAGAACUGAUGUUAGGUUGAUAGAUUUUGGUAGUGCAACAUUUGAUCAUGAGCACCAUAGUACUAUAGUAUCUACUCGUCAUUAUAGGGCACCUGAAGUCAUUUUGGAGCUAGGAUGGUCGCAGCCCUGUGAUGUCUGGUCAAUAGGUUGUAUUCUAUUCGAAUUGUAUUUGGGUAUAACACUUUUUCAAACACAUGAUAAUAGGGAACAUUUGGCGAUGAUGCAAAGAAUUCUAGGAGAAGUGCCUGUAAAAAUGGCCAGAAAAACAAAAAUCAAAUAUUUUUACAGAGGAAAACUGGAAUGGGAUGAAAAAAGUUCUGCCGGUAGAUAUGUGAGAGAUAAUUGUAAACCUAUAAUGAGGUAUAAACAGUGUGAUGAGCCAGAACAUAAUUCAUUGCUUGACUUGAUUUGUAAAAUGUUGAAAUAUGAGCCAUCUGAGAGGAUAACUUUGAAAGAUGCUCUGCAGCAUCCAUUUUUUCGGAACGUUGCCCAUCAACAGGUAGACGAACGUGCUGGAACGGCUGACCGAAAGGAAAAAUGUAUAUCAGAUUGAAUCAUCAGUUGUGCCACAUGUUUUUCACUGAAAUAUACGGCACUGAUUCUGUUUUUAUACUUUAUUCGAAUGAUUUUAUUUGUUUUAAAAUAUAUUUUAGGUUA